UUUUGCAUGUCGGAAUGUUCGAACCCCAGCUUACAAAAAUGAGGACUCUUUUGUAAUAGGUCCAUUUAAUUUUGAUUUUGAUUGGGAGGAUCUUAAUUCAACAAUAAAUAGAGCAUAAUUUCUGAGCACAGUAUUAUUCAACUAGACCCUCUUCACAGACUGCUGCAGAUUACUGCUGAAUUAUGAAGGCCUUCUGUGAGGUUGAUACGUUGAUGAAUUCCAGGAUGGCCAUACGUGUGAUUGUGUUUCUAACACUUUUUGCUGGACUGUGCGUUGCUGAUUCUAAAGGGAAUCUUGCUCUUCAUGCCAAGGCUGUGCAGUCCUCCACAAGCAACCCACACGGAGCUGCUCAACGUGCAGUAGAUGGAAACAGAGACUCUGAUUACUUUAAGGGCUCAUGCUCUCAGACUAAAGCUGAGUUUAAUCCAUGGUGGAGAGUUGACCUUGGAAAUGUCUACAGUAUAAGCAACGUUACCAUCACUAAUCGUGGAGACUGUUGCAAAGAGCGACUUAGAGGAGCUCAUAUUCGUAUUGGUAACAGUCUGGACAACAACGGAAACAACAAUGAGCUGGCUGCAACUAUUCUCACUGUUCCUGAUGGCACAGAAACAUUUUCAUUUGAGUCUGUUAUUGGCCGAUAUGUCAACAUUUUUUUACCUGGGAAUGAUGAAGUCCUUUCUCUGUGUGAAGUCGAGGUGUUUGCAGAUAAGUACACACCACCAUACAUUUGUGUUCCAAGGAAUCUUGCUCUUGGAGCCACAGCUGUCCAGUCUUCCACAUACGAUGGAUUAGCUGCUCAAAAUGCUGUCGAUGGCAACAGGAAUUCAAUUCGCAGUCAUGGGUCAUGCAGUCAUACUAAUGGGGACAAGGACCCCUGGUGGAGAGCUGACUUGUUGGAAGUCUACAAGAUAACAAGGGUUAGCAUCACUAAUCGUGGAGAUGGUUAUGUACAGAGAAUAAAUGGUGCUCAGAUCCGUAUCGGCAACAGCCUGGAAAAUAAUGGCAACAAUAAUGAGCUGGCUGCGACUGUUGUGUCCAUCCCACUUGGAGAGACACAAACAUUUAAGUUUAAGCCUAUUAAAGGCCGAUAUGUCAACAUUUUUAUACCUGGGCGCAAUGAAUAUCUCACACUGUGUGAGGUUGAGGUGUUUGCAGAUUAAGUGGAAUGAGAUGAUGUUACACCACAGUCCACUGAUCCUAUAAGCAAAAUACCAAACUACUGUUUUCUGAGCAAUACUAAUGCACUUUAUUCAUUGUUUUCAUUUUACCUGUGCACCUUUUAUUCCUAAGAUAAAAGAUAAGUUUCAGUGCACAUUCAGUAAAGGGAUGAAAUGGUUUUUAAAAUUGUGUAUUUCAUCUUUGUUUAUCUUUGCUUUCUACAUGAAUAAAUUACUACAGCAUU
This is a messenger RNA of Megalobrama amblycephala (Wuchang bream), 1402 nucleotides long. RefSeq names its product fucolectin-4-like. The transcript is spliced from 10 exons. Lineage: Eukaryota; Metazoa; Chordata; Actinopteri; Cypriniformes; Xenocyprididae. The record is from RefSeq and is a predicted model, not a curated record. The coding region runs from base 183 to 1160 and encodes 325 amino acids.